AUGCAACCUAUUGGUCGACGACGCCGCUGGCGCAAUGUAGUGGAGCGGGCGCAAUUCAACGCGCAAUUGCGUCAAUUGAGGGAUCCUGGGCCUGGGGAUAAUAUUGGGAUGGCACUCACGGAAGCAUUACACCAAGCCAUUGAAACGGAACUCGGCCGUGAACAGCGACCUGCCCAUCAUUUUGUGAACUUUGCUAUUACAGCGCAUGGGUUCACCCACGCCUAUCAAACGGCCAAUUUCACUGUGGGAGAAUUUUUACAACGUACGGCUCGUUUGGAUGAGAUGUUAGCUACCCUGGCUGGCAAGUUGAAUAGCAAUGAAGCCUUCAACCCCGAUCGCGGGUUCCAAGUAGAUGUGGUGUUUGUCUCUAUGCCUGGUCCAGGGUCUGGUCGACAUAAAAAAACACUCAAUGCAGGACGUUCAUGUUUGGAUCGAGUCAAUAAAAAAAAGAAAUGCAUCAUCCCCAUCAAAAACAGAGAUGCCCUAUGCUGUGCCCGCGCCAUUGUCACCAUGCGAGCCCAUUGCCAUAAAGAUCAAGGCGUGGACGGGUUUCGCGACUGGGAGAAUCUCAAACGUGGGUUUCCUGUGCAGCAGCGUCAAGCCCAGGCUCUCCAUCAACAAGCAAGUGUGGCGGAGGGUCCCUGUGGUUUACCCGAGCUUCGUCAAUUUCAACAAGCAUUGGGGUCUCAAUAUCAACUCUUGGUGAUGACCCGGAUGAAACCGUUUUUUUUGAUCUUCAAAGGCCCUACCGCCCCUCAUCAGAUUCGUUUACUGAAAUCCAACGAUCAUUUUGAUGGCUGCACGUCUUUUCCUGCCUUUGUCAACCGUUCGUAUUAUUGUAUGGACUGUGAACGGGGGUUCAACUCCAACGAUCGGACCCAUCACACUUGUCAAGGAAGACGUUGCUCCGCGUGUGGGCGCUUUGAUUGUCCGGAGUAUGUGCGUGGCACCCGUCCCACCGAGUAUUGCAGUUCGUGUCACCGCAAGUUUUAUGGUAUCCCUUGUAUGCAAUAUCACGUGGUCAGCCGACAAUGUCAAUCCAUCAAAUGCUGUCGCAAGUGUCAAGCCCAAUAUACGGUCGUCCGUAACCAGCGUCACCAGUGCGGGUACGCCAAAUGCCCCGUGUGUCAGGAAUGGGUACCCAUCCAAGACCAUAAAUGUUACAUUCAGCCUGUGGUGGAGGAGCAUGAGGAACCUGAACCCACAGAGGAGGGGGGAGGUCGCAUGGUGGCGCCACCCCCUCCCCUGUUUGUUUACGCGGAUUUUGAAGCCAUGCAAAAUGAGGAAGGCGUGUUUGUAGCCAAUUUGUUGUGUUAUUCAUCGAGUGCCGAAACGACUAUUCAUGUAUUGGACGGGGAGGAUUGUGCCCUACAAUUUUUGCGUGAUUUGGAUGAUCUCACCGACGUGCCAGACAGUGAGGCUGAACGAGAGAUUCUCGUGGUAUUUCACAAUUUGAAAGGCUUUGAUGGCAUGUUUAUUCUCCACGAACUCUACCAGCAACAACGCGUGGUCGAGGAUCAACUGACGGUGGGAGCCAAAGUCCUAUCGUUCAAGAGCGGACCCCUCAAAUUCAUUGACUCGUUAUGUUUCUUGCCCAUGCCACUCGCUUCUUUUCCCAGUACCUUCAAUUUGACCGAAUUAAAGAAGGGGUUCUUUCCCCAUUUAUUCAAUACCCCCGAUCACCAACAAUAUGUGGGCCGCAUCCCCGAUUUGGAGUUUUACGAUCCUGACGGCAUGAUGGCCAAAAAGAAAGAGGAACUGACUCGUUGGCAUGCCGAUCAAGUCCGUCGCAACGUGCCCUUCGAUUUCAAACAAGAAAUGAUCGACUAUUGCAAAUCAGAUGUGACUCUAUUGAAAGCGGGGUGUGAAGCCUUUCAAGAGGAAUUUGAACAGCAGGCUGGCUUCAACCCCAUGGCCAAGUGUAUCACCAUCGCCAGUGCUUGCAACUUGUAUUGGCGCAAGCAUCAUUUGACCCCCGACACCAUUGCGGUGGAACCUCUCGGAGGGUGGCGAGGGGCCCAAGUCAAUCAAUCCCUCAAAGCCCUCCAAUGGCUCUACUACCAAGAACACCUUAUUCCCAAAGAGGGGGCCAGUGCUGACCGUAUUCGUCACGUUCGUAACGGGGGCGAACAGUCCAUCCGAACCAGUGCCAAUACUCAUUUCGUGGAUGGCUACGAUCCCCUGACUCGCACUGUCUACGAGUUUCAUGGAUGUCUCUACCAUGGCUGUCCCCGUUGUUAUCCCAGGAGAACCACCAAACAUUAUGCAGUGCCGGACAGAAGCGUCGAGGAACUCUAUCAAGCCACGCUCUCCAAACGCAUGGCACUGCUCCGAGCAGGCUAUACGGUGAUCGAAAUGUGGGAAUGUGAAUGGGACAACUUGGUAGACAGGGAUGAAGCCGUCCAACGUUUCCUGACGUCCUUUGAUCUGGUGGCACCCCUGGAACCCCGUCAAGCCUUCUUUGGAGGUCGAACCGGUGCCGUCGCUCUGCAUGCCGUGGCUGGAGAAGGUGAGGAAAUACGCUAUGUGGAUGUGACCUCCCUGUACCCGUGGGUCAACAAAAACUGUCCCUACCCCAUCGGGCAUCCGCGGAUCAUCACGCAACCUGCGGACCAGUCCCUGGAAUCCUAUUUUGGUGUAGCCACUGUGGAUAUUCUUCCCCCCGCUGGUUUGUUCCACCCUGUUCUGCCCGUGCGCAGCGGGAACAAACUCACGUUUCCUCUCUGCCGCGCCUGUGUCCAGACCGAACAGGCCCAACCCAUGCUGACUAGAACCCGUUAUUGCCCUCAUUCUGACACGGAACGCACGCUACGUGGCACCUGGUGCACACCCGAAUUGGUUAAAGCUGUUGAAAAGGGGUACACACUGAUCAAAAUUCACGAAGUCUGGCAUUUUCCCCCUGAGCAAUGCCAAACGGGUCUUUUUGCCAAUUACGUCAACACCUGGCUCAAGAUCAAACAAGAAUCCGCAGGGUGGCCCGGCUGGUGUCAGACCCUUGAGCAGAAACGCGACUACAUUCUUCGUUACCAGGAACGGGAGGGUAUCCGACUGGAUAUUGCCAGCAUUGUCAAAAACCCCGGUCGCAAGACCACCGCCAAGCUCAUGCUGAACAGU
Messenger RNA from Porites lobata, 3114 nucleotides. The record is from the annotation of a GenBank genome assembly. NCBI's taxonomy places the organism in Eukaryota, Metazoa, Cnidaria, Anthozoa, Scleractinia, Poritidae.